Molecule: messenger RNA, 2050 nt
Organism: Physeter macrocephalus (sperm whale)
Lineage: Eukaryota; Metazoa; Chordata; Mammalia; Artiodactyla; Physeteridae
Gene: CLK3
Product: CDC like kinase 3
Exons: 13
Coding region: 195-1751 (518 amino acids)
Biological process (GO): regulation of RNA splicing; peptidyl-tyrosine phosphorylation
Cellular component (GO): nucleus
Molecular function (GO): protein tyrosine kinase activity; protein serine/threonine kinase activity; ATP binding
Source: RefSeq, a predicted model, not a curated record
CUAGGCCUGUGCUCAGAGAAAAGCUGGCAUCCUCCGCCUGGUUUCCUUCACCUUACCUUUUUCUUCAUUGUGCAGAGGCAGAGCCUUCCAGAGCAUAGCUUAACAACCUGUCUGCUGAGGUCUCAGAGAAUCAGAGAAAAUUGAUGAGAAAUGGUCCCUAGAGCCCUAGCUGGGAAGAUAAUGAGGAGCAUCUGAUGCAUCACUGUAAGCGAUACCGCUCCCCUGAGCCAGACCCGUACCUGAGCUACCGAUGGAAGAGGAGGAGGUCUUACAGUCGGGAGCAUGAAGGGAGACUGCGAUACCCCUCUCGAAGGGAGCCUCCGCCCCGGAGAUCUCGGUCUAGAAGCCAUGACCGCCUGCCCUACCAGAGGAGAUACCGGGAGCAUCGUGACAGCGACACAUACCGGUGUGAAGAGCGGAGCCCAUCCUUUGGAGAGGACUACUAUGGAUCUUCACGUUGCCAUCAUCGUCGGCGGUCACGGGAAAGGGAGCCAUACCGGACCCGCAAGCAUGCCCACCACUGCCACAAACGCCGCACCAGGUCUUGUAGCAGCGCCUCCUCGAGAAGCCAACAGAGCAGUAAGCGCAGCAGCCGGAGUGUGGAAGAUGACAAGGAGGGCCACCUGGUGUGCCGGAUCGGCGAUUGGCUCCAAGAGCGAUAUGAGAUCGUGGGGAACCUGGGUGAAGGCACCUUUGGCAAGGUGGUGGAGUGCUUGGACCAUGCCAGAGGGAAGUCUCAGGUUGCCCUGAAGAUCAUCCGCAAUGUGGGCAAGUACCGGGAGGCCGCCCGGCUAGAAAUCAAUGUUCUCAAAAAAAUCAAGGAGAAGGACAAAGAGAACAAGUUCCUGUGCGUCUUGAUGUCUGACUGGUUCAACUUCCAUGGUCACAUGUGCAUCGCCUUUGAGCUCCUGGGCAAGAACACCUUUGAGUUCCUAAAGGAGAAUAACUUCCAGCCUUAUCCUCUACCACAUGUCCGGCACAUGGCCUACCAGCUCUGCCACGCCCUUAGGUUUCUACAUGAGAAUCAACUGACCCACACAGACUUGAAGCCAGAAAACAUCCUGUUUGUGAAUUCUGAGUUUGAAACUCUCUACAAUGAGCACAAGAGCUGUGAGGAGAAGUCGGUGAAGAACACCAGCAUCCGAGUGGCUGACUUUGGCAGUGCUACCUUUGACCAUGAGCAUCACACGACCAUUGUGGCCACCCGUCACUAUCGCCCGCCUGAGGUGAUCCUGGAGCUGGGCUGGGCACAGCCCUGCGACGUCUGGAGCAUUGGCUGCAUUCUCUUUGAGUACUACCGGGGCUUCACACUCUUCCAGACCCACGAAAACCGAGAGCAUUUGGUGAUGAUGGAGAAAAUCCUAGGGCCCAUCCCAUCACACAUGAUCCACCGUACCAGGAAGCAGAAAUAUUUUUACAAAGGGGGCCUGGUUUGGGAUGAGAACAGCUCUGACGGCCGGUAUGUGAAGGAGAACUGCAAACCUCUUAAGGGUGGCUGUGAAUGUAAUUGGGGAACACCAGAAGAGCCAGAUGUCAGAGACCGUGCUACUUCCUGCCCCCUCUUCUCUCAAUUUUGGGAAGAACUAGGCAGGACUGAGGUGAGGGGUAGGGAAGACCUAGACAUGGCCAGGAAGCCUCUGUCAACUGCAUUUGGUGCUUGGACAAGUGAAUUCCACAGAGGUGAUUUCUACCCACCUGUCAGAACUUUGCACUUGGGGGCAGAGGCACCAAGCCAGCAAGACACCCAGUAGCCUGACAAGUUCAGAGCAAACAUUAUUACAGGCACAAAAAGAAAAGAGCUGCUCAUUGUCCAGGAGGGGAGAAGUAGUCCUCCAGGGAGGCAUCCCUGCCUCCUCAGCUACGCAGCAAUGCUUCCCAGAGGCAAGGGGACCUGCUGUGGGUUCCCACGACCCUGCCAUCACACUGAGACACCUUGUGUCCCUGAGCAGAGUUAUAUGCUCCAAGACUCCCUGGAACACGUGCAGCUGUUUGACCUGAUGAGGCGGAUGUUAGAAUUUGACCCUGCCCAGCGCAUCACAUUGGCGGAGGC